Dujonia railenensis is the source of this 753-nucleotide messenger RNA. The record is from the annotation of a GenBank genome assembly. Lineage: Eukaryota; Fungi; Ascomycota; Pichiomycetes; Serinales; Debaryomycetaceae.
AUGGCUGAUAGAUAUUCCUUCUCAUUGACCACUUUUUCUCCAAGCGGAAAAUUAGUCCAAAUUGAGUACGCUUUGAAUGCCGUCAAACAGGGUGUUACCACCAUUGGAAUCAAAUCCGCCAAUGGGAUCGUUCUUGCCACUGAACGUAAAGCUAACUCUCCAUUAUUGACGUCAGAUACAGGUUCUAAGGUGGAACUUGUCACACCUAAUAUUGGUAUGUCCUAUUCUGGGAUGGGACCAGAUUUCAGAGUCUUGGUGGAUAGAGCAAGAAAAUUAGCACAUACCAAUUACAAAAGAAUCUAUAAUGAAUAUCCACCAGUUAAGAUAAUGGUUCAAGAAAUCGCUAAGGUAAUGCAAGAGUCUACUCAGCUGGGAGGGAUCAGACCCUUUGGUGUUUCCUUAUUAGUUGGAGGGUAUGACGACCACCUGGAACAAUUUCAAUUAUACCAGGUCGAUCCCCUGGGAAGUUACUUCCCUUGGAAGGCCACAGCCAUUGGUAAGACUUCCGUAUCGGCCAAGACGUUCUUGGAAAAGAGAUGGAAUGAAAACUUGGAGUUGGAAGAUGCUAUUCAUGUUGCUUUAUUAGCCUUAAAGGAGUCAGUCGAUGGUGAAUUAACAGGUGAAAACUUAGAUAUUGCCGUGAUUUCUGAAUCUCAAGACAACUUGUUAGGAUUCAAGGGUACCAGCGUAGAGGGACCAAGAUUUAAGAAGUUGACUGCUGAAGAAAUUAAUGACAGAUUAGAUGCUCUUUAA